Saccoglossus kowalevskii is the source of this 1144-nucleotide messenger RNA. RefSeq lists its product as uncharacterized. The record is from RefSeq and is a predicted model, not a curated record. NCBI's taxonomy places the organism in Eukaryota, Metazoa, Hemichordata, Enteropneusta, Harrimaniidae.
GAAGUUACAGUGAACGGUGUAGAGAUCACACUCCCAAAGAAGUAUAAUACUAUAGAGAUUGCAAGAGCUGGGCUUUUUGUCGUGAUCACAACUGAAAUUGGUCUAACAGUAAUAUGGGAUGGAGCUACUCGUGUAUACAUUAAAGUAAAACCUGAGUACAGUGGACGACUGGUGGGUAUGUGCGGCAACUACGAUGGUAACAGGGAAAACGACUUUAAAACACGAAGUGGAAUAGUGGAACAAGUAUCCGAUAACUUCGGCAAUAGUUGGAAAUUAUCUGACUCAUGUGGUGAUGUCAACAAUGCAGAAACUCUUAACCCUUGUAAGGAAAACCCUUGGAGAGCUACGUGGGCUCAGAAAAGAUGUAGUAUACUUCGGCAUCAAGUGUUUGAACCCUGUCACGCCCUUGCUGAUCCGGAACCAUUUGUGAAAUGGUGUCAAUUUGAUGCAUGUGGAUGUGACUCUGGUGGUGACUGUGAAUGUUUGUGUACUGCCAUAGCAGCAUAUGGUGAAGAAUGUAACAGAAAAGGUGUUUACAUUAAGUGGAGAACACAGGAACUAUGUCAGAAAACAUGCUUGCCUGGAGAAUUCACAUGCGGCAACGGACGUUGCAUUCCUGGUCGCUGGGUCUGUGAUGGUGGCAACGACUGCCACGAUGGAAGUGACGAAACAGAGUGUGUGCACACAUGUGAGGAAAACCAAUUUACAUGUACAUCUGGGGAUUGUGUAGCACAGAACUUUCGAUGUGAUGGAUUACCAGACUGUAAUGAUCACUCGGAUGAGUAUGGCUGUGGUCCUCCAAAGUGUGGAAAAGGUGAAUUUCAGUGUCCUGAUUCUAAGAAAUGCAUUGCAAGAAUAUUUUUAUGUGACCAUGACUAUGACUGUGGGGCUGAUGACCACGCUGAUGAAGAAGACUGCAAGUUCUGUGAUGUCAGAGAAUUUUCCUGUGAUACCGGUCCUUGUCUUCCUGCCAUACAUCAGUGUGACGGUCAUGACGACUGUGGAGAUGGAAGUGAUGAAUAUGGAUGUAAUUGCACCUGCCCUCACGAGUUCACUUGUCGAGAUUGCUCUGAUUGUUUACCAAUACAUGACAUUUGCGAUGGUAUCGAGCAGUGUGCAGAUGGUUCAGAUGAAGAAAUGUGUG